AUGGCCAUGCUCAGAGUGUCUUCUUACCGCAAGCUGUUUGAGGAUGAUAACCGGAGUCGAAAUGGAGGCUUGGGUAUGCAGUGUGCAGAGCAGUACCGGGCCUCUGUCAGGGGUGCGGCCGCUGAUGACUGUGACUGUGACAAGUUAGACUUCGCAGCUGCCAAGUCUCUCAACAAGGAGGGUCUGAACCAGUUUGCCCAGGACCGCACCAUCAUCGCUGCCCUUAAUGACCGCCUGGUCAGGCUUAUUGAACUGGCCCACUGUUUUGAGAAAGACAAUGAGUCUCUUGAAUGUCAGAUUGUGGAACUAGAGGAGAAGCUGAACAGUCAACGAGCCUCCUCCAGCAUCACCUCCGCUGUGGCUCCACCUGACUACAGCCUGGAUGCAGUGGUGGAAAGACUGCGCAAGGAGAGGGAUGAGAUUCUGUGUGACACUGAGGAGCUGCAGAAACAGCUUGAAUGUUUGAAGAAAGGCUACGAGGCGGCUGCACAGCAGAGGAUCUUCCUCCAGCAAGAACGACAAGAUGUUGCUGAGGAAGUGGAUGCUGUGACAGCAGAGUGUUUGGCGCUGAGGGAGCAAGUGGCUAUCUACAAGGAGCAGCUGGCCAACAUGGAGGCCCAGCACAAGACGGAAGUGGAGAGUCUGCUGUAUCCAGCUGACGCGACUACAGGAGCGGUGGCAGCUAUUAGAUUUAGCAGCCCUGACAUCACCCCGGCCUUGGAUGUAAAGGAGUACUACUGCCAGCUGGCUGAGAGCCUCCAGUACAAGUGUGGUGCAGCCCCCUCUGCUGUGGCUCUCCGUGGUGACGGAAAACAACUGGAAGUGGGGGAAGCUGUAGGGUCAGCAGACAAAGACUUACCAAAGACCAAGAACAUCAGUGAGAUGAAGGUGCAGAUUUCAGAGCUGGAAAAGGAGCUUGCAGAGCUCGAGAAGUGUAAUGAGGAGCUGGAGGACGAGAUUGAGAUGAAGAAGGCUGCAUACAUGGACGAGAUUGCUGAGUUGGAGUGUACUAUAGAUGAAAUGCAGCACCAGGAGGCCGACCUGGAAGCGCAGAUGAAGGAGCAGUGUGAAGACUACAAGGAGCUGCUCAGUGAGAAGAUGGCCAGAGACAUGGAGAUUGUUGCCUACAGGAGUCUGGUGGAGGAAGAGGAGGAGAGGCUGUGCAACCUGUGAAAUGAGGCUGAAGAGUCAGACUGGGCGGCCGGGGUUUGGCUGGAUGCUCCCCUCCCACACAUGGAUUAGAAAAGCAGACAAAAGAAAAGCAUGAAAACCAGACACAAAUCAGCACUAGGAUGAAGCUUAAGGUACCAACGCAGCAAUUUGAGCAGAUGUAAACUUAUCAUGACAGAUUAAUGCUGUCUGGAGGCCUGAGCCGGGCCAUUGAUAACAGGUCACUGGCGGACGACCCCGAGACUCUCAAGAACGAUGGAGCUGUCUAAAACUGGGAGGGAGGUGGGAGGAUGAGGGCUCCGCAUUGAGUGUGUAUCCAUUCAGUGUCUGGCAGUGAUAUUUCCUUAAGUGGGUUUUUAUCUUCACCAGCUCACUGAUAUGUUUCAUAAAUGUUGUCCCCUCUUUGUCGAACAAGUCUCAACACACUAACACACACACACACACACACACACACACACACAAGCUAACGUGUGCGGCUCCGUCAAGUCAUUCUCCCUCUGAUACCACCUCGUCCAUCACCCAAACUUUGUCUGAUUACCAGCUCUUAACCCUUGACCCCGUCACUGUUAACAAACAUAUUGAUAUCCUCUCCUCACUAACUGAAAGUGUCUCACCGUCCUUUUGCUUUUACAGUGAUGCGUUCAUGUUGGUUUUACAUAAAACUGUGUUUGCUUUUCAAAUGGUUCAUGAAGUUGUUUUUCUGCAGCUCUUACAAACCGGGCACCUGGAUCUUUCUACAAGAAAAGCCUGUGUGAUUCAUUAUUCCUUCUUUGAAAAGCAAUGUCCCAAUUUGCUGUCAUUUGAGAAAUAAGCUUUUGGUAUUACAUUCCUUCGUAAUCUUUUCCUUAUUUUCUACGAUCUGUCUGUGAUAAAUCAUUUCU
Seriola dumerili (greater amberjack) is the source of this 2051-nucleotide messenger RNA. It is a transcript of the gene vimr2, whose product is annotated as peripherin-like. Gene Ontology annotation, biological process: skeletal muscle organ development. NCBI's taxonomy places the organism in Eukaryota, Metazoa, Chordata, Actinopteri, Carangiformes, Carangidae. Bases 1 to 1173 code for a protein of 390 amino acids. Gene Ontology annotation, cellular component: Z disc; sarcolemma; cell-cell junction. The transcript has 10 exons. The record is from RefSeq and is a predicted model, not a curated record.